AUGGGUCCGGAGUCAGUGGACCUGAGCUUCAGCCUGCCCAAUGAGAUCGUUGCUUCAACAAACGAGCAACCGAAGGCAAAGCGUAGAGCUCGCGAUAACGACUUUGCCACCGCGGCGAAGAAUGCGAAGGCGGACACGACUCAGUCACAGGUUGAUGAAUAUUUCCCUCAGGGUGCAGAGUCUUCCGCAGCCAAUCGUGCCGGCCAGCCAGAAGUCGUUGACCUGACGGAGAGCCCAACACCGGCCCGUACCUUCGUGCCUGAGCAGCGCCACACCCGAGAGACGCACACAGCUCGUCUUGGUAUCGAAACACUUUUCCAGGCAGCUGAAUCGUCUUCACCUUCAUCUAGCAGUGGUACCCAGCAGCGAAGAAGAUCCCAGCGCAUAGCCAACCUGAACUCUACGGCGAACAGGCGCAGAACUGCGACCCCGGGGUUCUCACAAUCACAAGCAGACGUGUUAAACCAGCUGCAGGAUACCGGAAGUGUGGACACCAUUGCCACGCUCCCUGCAGGAACACGCAUUCGCGUCAGAGCUGAAGUCAUCAAGGAUGAAGACGGCUCGGUCGUUCCCGAAGUCAAGGUUGAGGACUGA
Messenger RNA from Lasiodiplodia theobromae, 594 nucleotides. RefSeq lists its product as uncharacterized. The record is from RefSeq and is a predicted model, not a curated record. The transcript has 3 exons. NCBI's taxonomy places the organism in Eukaryota, Fungi, Ascomycota, Dothideomycetes, Botryosphaeriales, Botryosphaeriaceae. The coding region runs from base 1 to 594 and encodes 197 amino acids.